AUGUUGACGAAGUUUGAGACGAAGAGCAAUCGAGUGAAAGGACUGAGUUUCCAUAGCAAGAGGCCAUGGAUCCUGGCGAGCCUUCACAGUGGCGUGAUCCAGCUGUGGGAUUAUCGCAUGGGCACCCUCAUUGAUCGGUUUGACGAGCACGAUGGGCCUGUUCGAGGGGUUCAUUUUCAUAAAUCACAGCCGCUUUUUGUAUCUGGAGGUGAUGAUUACAAAAUCAAGGUGUGGAAUUACAAACUGCACAGGUGUCUGUUUACUCUUCUUGGUCAUCUUGAUUACAUCCGAACAGUUCAAUUUCAUCAAGAAUAUCCUUGGAUUGUAAGUGCUAGUGAUGAUCAAACAAUUAGAAUAUGGAACUGGCAAUCUCGAACUUGCAUUUCUGUACUGACCGGGCACAACCAUUAUGUUAUGUGUGCCUCAUUUCACCCCAAAGAAGACCUUGUCGUUUCAGCCUCUUUGGAUCAGACUGUGCGCGUUUGGGACAUUGGUGCUUUGAGAAAGAAAACUGUGUCCCCUGCUGAUGAUAUUUUGCGAUUGUCUCAAAUGAACACAGACUUUUUUGGUGGGGUUGAUGCUGUGGUGAAGUAUGUAUUGGAAGGCCAUGAUCGAGGUGUUAACUGGGCUUCAUUCCAUCCAACUCUUCCUCUGAUUGUUUCUGGAGCAGAUGACCGCCAAGUUAAAAUAUGGCGCAUGAAUGAUACAAAGGCUUGGGAGGUGGACACAUUGAGAGGUCACAUGAACAACGUGUCAUGUGUCCUGUUCCAUGCGAGACAGGACAUCAUUGUCUCAAACUCAGAAGACAAGAGCAUUCGAGUCUGGGAUGCCACAAAAAGAACUGGUCUUCAAACGUUCCGUAGGGAGCACGACAGGUUCUGGAUCCUUGCAGCUCAUCCUGAGAUGAAUCUUCUUGCUGCAGGUCAUGAUAGUGGCAUGAUUGUUUUUAAGCUGGAAAGAGAGCGUCCUGCGUUUUCUGUUAGCGGCGAUUCCCUCUUUUAUGUCAAGGACAGGUUCCUCCGUUCCUUCGAGUAUUCUUCCCAGAAAGACAUUCAGCUCAUACCUAUCCGUCGUCCUGGUUCUAAUAGCUUGAAUCAGGGGCCUCGAUCUCUCUCCUACAGUCCAACGGAGAAUGCUGUCUUGAUAUGCUCGGACAUCGAUGGGGGAUCGUAUGAGCUCUAUAUAAUCCCCAAAGAUAGCUAUGGCAGAGGAGAUACUGUUCAGGAUGCAAAAAGAGGCGUUGGGAGCUCGGCAGUUUUUAUUGCUCGAAACAGGUUUGCCGUGCUAGAGAAGAGCACCAACAAUGUACUGGUCAAGAACCUGAAAAAUGAAAUAGUGAAAAAGAGUCCUCUUCCUAUCGGUACCGAUGCCAUAUUCUACGCGGGCACUGGGAAUCUGCUGUGCAGGUCUGAGGACAGGGUUGUCAUCUUUGAUCUCCAGCAGAGGAUUGUCCUCGGGGAGAUUCAGACGUCUUUCGUUCGGUAUGUGUUCUGGUCCCCGGAUAUGGAGAGUGUCGCUUUGCUGAGCAAACACUCGAUCGUUAUAGCUGAUAAGAAACUUGCCCACCGAUGUACGCUCCACGAGACUAUCCGUGUCAAGAGUGGGGGCUGGCAGGAUAACGGCGUGUUUAUUUACACGACCCUGACCCACAUCAAGUACUGUCUUCCCAAUGGGGACAGUGGGAUUAUCAAGACUCUGGAUGUCCCAGUGUACAUCACCAAGAUAUAUGGAAGCACAAUCUUUUGCCUGGACAGAGAAGGAAAGAAUCGCCCCAUCAUCAUCGACCCCACCGAGUACGUCUUCAAGCUGUCCCUGCUAAAGAAGAGGUAUGACCAGGUAAUGAGCAUGAUCAAAAACUCAGAGCUGUGUGGGCAGGCCAUGAUUGCUUAUCUGCAGCAGAAGGGCUUCCCGCAGGUGGCCCUCUAUUUCGUUAAGGACGAGCGUACCCGAUUCAACCUCGCCCUCGAGAGUGGGAACAUUGAGAAAGCACUCGAGUCUGCCAAGAAAAUAGACGAAAAGGACCACUGGUACAGGCUGGGUGUGGAGGCCCUCCGCCAGGGAAAUGCUGGUAUUGUCGAGUAUGCGUAUCAGAAGACCAAAAACUUUGAGCGACUCUCCUUCCAUUACCUCAUAACCGGAAAUCUGGAUAAACUCUCGAAGAUGAUGAAAAUCGCUGAGGUUAAGAAUGAUGUCAUGGGACAGUUUCAUGAUGCUUUGUAUCUCGGUGAUGUUCGUGAGCGCGUAAAGAUUCUUGAGAACGCGGGCCACCUGCCCCUCGCAUAUAUCACCGCCUCAGUUCAUGGCCUACAAGAGACUGCAGAGCGUCUGGCAGCUGAACUGGGUGACAAUGUUCCUUCUCUUCCUGAGGGGAAACGAGCAUCUCUCCUGAUACCUCCAAGCCCGGUGCUCUGCGGGGGGGAUUGGCCCUUGCUGAUGGUCAGCAAGGGAAUAUUCGAGGGUGGCCUCGAUGAGGUGACCAGGGGACCCACCAAAGAGGACUACUACGACGAUGCUGCCGAUGCUGACUGGGGCGAGGGCCUGGACAUUACUGAUGUGGACAACAUUCAGAAUGGUGACAUCAGCGUGGUGGUUGAUGAGCUCACCGCGCAUGGGGACGAGGGUGGGGAUGAGGAGGGUGGGUGGGACCUCGAGGACCUGGACCUCCCAGCCGAGACACCGACUAAGGUGGAUAGCAGUUUGCUUUCAUCUGUUUUCGUGGUUCCAACUGCAGGGAUGCCCGUAAGCCAGAUCUGGGUUCAGCGCUCGUCCCUGGCUGCCGAACACGCCGCCGCUGGAAACUUCGAUACAGCCAUGCGCCUCCUGACCCGCCAGCUGGGCAUAAAAAAUUUUGCCCCUUUGAAAUCUCAAUUUGUAGACUUACAUGUCGGCAGCCACACCUAUCUCCGUGCUUUCACCUCUUCCCCUGUUAUCUCGGUUGCGAUCGAAAGGGGCUGGAGCGAGUCAGCGAGUCCAAACGUCCGCGGGCCCCCAGCCCUCAUCUUCAAUUUCUCUCAGCUGGAGGAGAAGCUGAAAGCUGGUUACAAGGCCACGACCACCGGGAAAUUCUCCGAGGCCCUGAAGAAUUUUCAGUCCAUUCUCUACACAAUACCACUGAUCGUGGUCGAGACUCGUAGGGAGGUAGAUGAGGUGAAGGAGCUGAUUGUGAUUGUGAGAGAGUAUGUUCUCGGUUUGCAGAUGGAUCUCAAGAGGAAGGAAUCAAAGGACAAUCCUGUCCGUCAACAGGAGCUUGCGGCUUACUUUACACACUGCAACCUCCAGCUUCCACACACAAGGCUUGCAUUAUGGAAUGCAAUGUCCAUUUGCUUUAAAGCGCAGAACCUGAGCACGGCGGCUAAUUUCGCUAGGAGGCUGCUGGAGACGAACCCGAGCGUUGAGAACCAGGUGACGAAGGCUCGCCAGGUGCUCCAGGCAGCUGAAAGGAACAUGAAGGAUGCAACCCAGCUGAACUAUGAUUUUAGGAACCCGUUUGUCGUAUGUGGAGCCACUUAUGUCCCGAUUUACAGGGGGCAGAAGGAUGUGACAUGCCCGUACUGUGGGACCCACUUUGUUCCUUCCCAGCAGGGGCAACUGUGUACAGUAUGCAAUCUUUCUGUGAUUGGGUCGGAUGCGUCGGGCUUGCUGUGUUCACCUUCGCAGAUUAGAUGA
This is a messenger RNA of Striga hermonthica, 3666 nucleotides long. The record is from the annotation of a GenBank genome assembly. NCBI's taxonomy places the organism in Eukaryota, Viridiplantae, Streptophyta, Magnoliopsida, Lamiales, Orobanchaceae.